Oncorhynchus masou masou (cherry salmon) is the source of this 2168-nucleotide messenger RNA. RefSeq names its product transmembrane protein 121B-like. Bases 170 to 1399 code for a protein of 409 amino acids. The record is from RefSeq and is a predicted model, not a curated record. The transcript has a single exon. Lineage: Eukaryota; Metazoa; Chordata; Actinopteri; Salmoniformes; Salmonidae.
UUUUUCACGUCUCUCAUUGACUUCUCAAGCCAUCAACACUGGCUUGUUCCCGGAAGUAUCGCGAUAUUGCGCCUCUGGAUUUAGAAACUCUGUGCUCAAAGCAUCUAUCACUACCAAACCAGGGAAGAAAAAUACGAGAGGAGAGAAAGAGAAGCGAACGCGCAAAUACAUGCAUACAAUGAUAGCAGAAAUUGGUGCCGCCGACAAUCCCAAGGCCAGCUCCAGCUAUCCCCAUCCCCAAGCAGCUGUGAUCUGCCCCGACUCACCGGUUUCAUUCGCCCCGGACUACGGAGUCGGACAGCUGUUCAUACGUAGCGCCUCGUCCAGGAGGGACACACAGACGUCCGCGGGGAGCAUCAACCCAGACGAGAGCUCCAUCAAGCCGCUGGUAUCCGGAGUAUCCUCCGCUAUUACAGACGCCUAUAUCAUGACCUCUGAGGAAUUCAUGCAGACCGCUCCCUUGUUCGGCCAGAGGUCCAAGAGGAACGUUCUCUACAAGAUCCUGUGUUUCCUCAUUCUGAUAUUCCAAGGAGGCAUUCUAGAUUUCUACCUCAUUAUCUUCACGGAUCUGUACUGGUGUUCGUGGAUCGCCACGGAUCUGGUGGUGAUCUCUGGCUGGGGGAUCUUCUUCAUGAAGAACGCCAGGAGCAAGAGAGAGCGGGCGUGUGGGUUCCACCAAAAGAACUCUAUAUUCGGCUGUAAUCUCGGCGAGUUUACCUACGCCUACCUGGCCUGGUUAAUCUACGUGAUCGCCUGCACCCCUAAAAUAGUCCUCAUUCUAGAGACUUCGAUAUUAGAUCUCAUCGCGCUCAAAGUUCCGUUCGGUGUAACCGGAUUUAAGAUUAUCACGUUGCUCUCGGUCCCGUUACUCUACUGUCUCGUCAAUUCUAUCACCGAGGACCAGAACGGAGCGACGCGCCACCGGUCCCAAAGCUGCUUCAUAACCACCUGUCUGGACCUCGCAGACUGUUUUACCCUGGUGGAGUUGUUUCUGAAGAACGAGAUACCGACGGUCUAUUUAAAAUACACGGUCAUCUCGGUCUAUUUCAUCGCCCUGGGCGUCCCAGUGGUGUGGUUAUACGAGUUGACAGCCUCCGAGAUGCGCUGUCGCUGGGUCUGGGCUAGGUUCCUGGUCGGUGUGUUGGUCAACGCUCCACUUCUGGUGGUGCGGUGUUUCCAGGUGUAUGUUCACAAGAUGCCCGUCUCAGUGUUCAUGUUCAAGAAUAUGUUCUUCCUGGCCUGUAAGUGUCUGGAGCUGAUAGAACAGUGUUUCACAGUGCGGGGAGUCAGGAGGUUCGGUGAGGGAAGCAACCCGGCGCAGUUCUCUCACUGUGUCUCAGAGAACGAUAUGUGUCCCCAUGGAUAUGUUAACACGCUAGCGGUUACCACGCAGUCAUAGGCCCGGCUUGGAUCUCACCCUGGCCGUCACUACCUAGACCUAAAACGGCCGGGAUUUUAUUUUAUCCCCCUGGAGGGUGGAAGGCACAUGAGUGAUGCUGAAGGAAGAAUUUUGAGGGACAGGGAUACACCCUUAAACGGCACCCUAUGCCCUAUAUAGUGCACCUACUUUUGGCCAGGGCUAAUAGGGUUAUGAUCAAAGGGAGUGCACUAUAUAGGGAAUAGGGUGCCAAUGAGGAUGCACACCCACAGGUGUCAAUCAACGACAGCCUUAUUGACGAUUUUGUCAUUUAUUCAGAUGUCAGAAGAACAUUUGAUAACAACAGGUGCUACAGAAUCAUUAUGCAUCAACUACACCUGCUUAAGAGCUGGCCACUGGCCAACGAUUGUCGUUUUGAAAUGGGAGUCUUGGAUAUGGUGUCAAUGUCGAUGUAAAGUCAUGUUUUACAUUGGUGAAGUCUUGUCUCUCAAUCUGUGAAACUUCCAAAUAGCAUUUCCUAAUCAAUGAAUAGAUGGAAACCUUGUGGUAAUAUAGAUACCUAAUUAGUGUGUAAUUGCGGUAUUUGUAAUGAUUCUAAUGUUUAAUCAUGUCCUCUCCUUUCCUAAACUAUUUUGGGGGGAAUAUUUCAUGUUAUCAAUAUAAAUCAAUUGAUAUUUCUUAAAGAAUUUGACAUCACCAUAUGUAUUUUACUGUAUGCUUUGAAGUGGCACGACAAUGUGUCAUGAUGAUCUGUCUGUCUGUCUGUCUGUCUGUCUGUCUGUCUGUCUGU